This is a messenger RNA of Eupeodes corollae, 1991 nucleotides long. RefSeq names its product glucose dehydrogenase [FAD, quinone]-like. Gene Ontology annotation, molecular function: flavin adenine dinucleotide binding; ecdysone oxidase activity. NCBI's taxonomy places the organism in Eukaryota, Metazoa, Arthropoda, Insecta, Diptera, Syrphidae. Bases 32 to 1894 code for a protein of 620 amino acids. The record is from RefSeq and is a predicted model, not a curated record. The transcript has 2 exons.
AUAAUAAUCGUAGAAAAAAAAUACCUUUUAAAUGUCAGGAAAUUUAACAUGUUCGGGCCAGUGCCAGACAGGGCCGUCCUUAGGAAUUGCCAGUUCUUUAGUGUCGACUUUAUUGCAAACAUUAUUAACAGCUCAAUGUAUUCUCUCACCACCUGAAAUGUUGCCUAGGGAUUAUGGUAACGAUUUUCUUAACCAAGGAUUAGGACCCUACGAUUUCGUUGUGAUUGGUGCUGGAACUGCAGGCUCAGUUAUGGCAAGCCGACUUAGCGAGAAUCCAAAUUGGAAGGUUUUACUACUUGAAGCAGGAGGUGAUCCUCCACUUGAAUCAAAGAUUCCAGCAUUGUUCUUUACAGUGGAACACACUGAAUUUAAUUGGAACUAUUUCACCGAGCCCGAUGGCAAAAGUUGUUUGGCCAUGAAAAAUCAAGUUUGCUAUUGGCCAAGAGGGAAAAUGAUUGGUGGCACAGGUGAAAUAAAUGCAAUGCUUUAUGUUCGUGGCAAUCGGGAUGAUUAUGACAAUUGGGAACGCAAAGGAAACACCAAUUGGUCGUGGCAAAAUGUGUUUCCUGCAUUUGAAAAGUCUAUUCUUCGAGGUGCACAAAAUGGUUCAGAAGCUAGAGGAGGAACUAUUGUUAAUCCAUUUGAAGUAAGUUUGUCUGAAAUUCGUGAAAUGCUUUUUGGUGGAGAUGAGGCAUUGGGACUGCCGCAAUUGGAGGUUGUCCAAGAGGGAGCUGAUAUUGGAUUUGCAGCAAUGCCGGGAACCAUUGCAAAUGGACAACGAGAAAGCACCGGAAAGAGUUAUCUGGCAAGGGUAAGUGGCAGACCAAAUCUUCAUGUGAUCAAGAACGCUGUUGCCACAAGAAUCAAUUUCGACCAAGAAAAAAAUGCUGUAACUGGAGUCAACUUCGUUCAUCGAGGUCAACAUGAAUUCACAGUCAAUAUUACCAAAGAAGUGGUGCUGUCCGCUGGAACUCUUAAUUCACCAAAACUGUUGAUGCUUUCGGGUGUUGGACCGAAAAAACACUUGGACAGCCUAGGCAUCCCAGUUGUGAGGGAUUUACAUGUCGGGGACAAUUUGCAGGACCAUGUGGCAAUUCCUGUCGUAUUCAAAAUAAAUCACAGUAAAGUUCAACGUGAGACAAUGAAGGACCGACUAGAUGCUACUUAUAGCUACCUGCUCAACCAAACAGGACCCUUGGCAAGUCACGGUGUUGCCUCAGUUACUGGAUUCAUAAACUCCGACCUUACUUCAGCAAGCCCAUAUCCGGAUAUAGUGUACCAUCAUCUCUUCAUGCAAAGUGGAUCUUCAAACUUGGAUAUUUGGUUUGAUGCCAUAAGAUUGUCUGAUCGAGUUGCCCAGAGUAUCCGUAGGGUUUUUGAAAAUGAACACAUUAUGAUAGUUUAUGUUAAGCUCUUGAGGCCAAAAUCAAGAGGUAUUCUACGCUUGAAAAGUUCCAACCCAAACGAUUCUAUGAAGAUAUUUUCGAACUACUUUGACCACCCUGACGAUGUAGACACCCUGUUGCGUGGAAUCGGGUUUCAAAUGCUUUUGGAACAGACCUUAGCAUAUCGGGAGCAAGAAGCAGAGAUUGUUCAAUUCGAUUUACCGGAAUGUAACCAAUUCGCGUUCAAAAGUGAAGAAUAUUGGAAGUGUUAUAUGAAAUUUAUGACAACAACGCUAUAUCACUUCGUGGGAACUGUCAAAAUGGGACCCGAUACAGAUCCAGGGGCUGUUUUGGAUACACGAUUGCGAUUAAGGGGCGGAAUAAAGGGACUACGGGUUGUUGAUGGUAGUAUUAUGCCAGACAUUGUAAGUGGAAACACAAAUGCGCCAAUUAUAAUGAUAGCUGAGAGAGCAGCUGAUUUUAUCAAAGAAGAGUAUGGCCAAUGUUGAAGGCGAUGAUGAAGAGGAGAACAAGUUGACAAAUGGAAGUUAAAAAAAUUUAAUAAAAAGAUCAUGCAUAAGAAGAAAAUGCGUUCCUCAUUACUUU